AUGGAUAUAGUUGGUAUUUGCAUUCCGUCAAUUGAAUUGGUCGUAAAAAUUGCAUAUGAAUUACAUAACGCUGUUGAAAAUGCACGUUAUAAUAAAAAAAUGUGUAUAGAUUUAGGCGAUAGAGUAGAAGCAGGAUCACGCGCUUUGUAUGAUUUGUAUAGACAUCGAGAAGAAAGAGUUGAAGUAUUUAAAGAUGAAAGAUUUUAUGUCAAUCUUCAACGUUAUCUAAAUGCGACAGAGGAAGUUAAAGAGUUUGUCGUUGAAAUUACACAGUCAAGUGGCGCAAUGAAAUAUUUGAAGUCAAUUUCUUAUAAAGAAAAACUUUCUCAAAUUGUAGGAAGAUAUGAUCAAGCAAUCCAUGAUUUAAGCUUGGAAAUUAAUACAAGAAAUUUUAAAAAUAUUGAAAUUUUACAAGUUGAAAUUGAAAAAGGAUUUAAUAAUAUAAAUUCGUAUCUAGGUACAAUUCAAGAAAGUUUAAAAGAUAAACAAGAUGAUUUGAAAUUAAUAUUUGAACAACUUACGGCAUUGAAUAAAGGCAAAGGAAAUAGUCCAGAAUAUUUAGUUCAUGAGAUUAGUCUUGCUAAUUUAACAGAUCCAAAACCAGAUGAUAAUUUAGAUAAUUUAGUCCAUGGAAAAGUUUUUAAGAAACAUUUGAAUAAGGUUAUACCAGUUGCUUGUGUACCGUAUGAUGAAGAAAAUUUAGAUAAAGAUUAUCUUAAAAAACAGUUUAGAAUUUUAUCCAAAUUAGAACAUGCAGACAUAAGUCGGAGAUUGUCUUUAACUGAACUUAUACCUUGGAUGGCACCUGAAAAAUUAGGAAACCCAACUAGGCAGAAUUAUACGACAAAAUGUGAAGUACAUAGAUUUUUUAAAAUAGCUUGGUUACAUGCAUCUGUGCAACGUUCAAAUCUUUCAGAUAUUCUUAAUAAUUUGGCUAAAUUGUACAAAAAAUAUUGUAUACCAAAAGCUAAACCAAUUCGUAAAAAUGAGCAAAGUAAUAGGCCGCAUGCUAACCGCAUCACCAACGGUAAUGAUACCAACUAUGAUGAUAUUGAUGCUGAUAAUAUUUUAAUUUUACAGUUAGAAAACGUUCCAGAAAUCGAAUUUUUGCGCUACUUGAAAAAAGCUGCUUUAAAUGAAAAUCCGCAAGCUUUGUAUCAAUUAGGUGAGCUUUACCUUGGUGGUAAAUUAGAAUUCAAUUAUAAAACUUAG
Molecule: messenger RNA, 1212 nt
Organism: Entrophospora sp. SA101
Lineage: Eukaryota; Fungi; Glomeromycota; Glomeromycetes; Entrophosporales; Entrophosporaceae
Source: the annotation of a GenBank genome assembly